Messenger RNA from Asparagus officinalis (garden asparagus), 1007 nucleotides. Its product is annotated as probable WRKY transcription factor 75. The coding region runs from base 81 to 545 and encodes 154 amino acids. Gene Ontology annotation, biological process: regulation of DNA-templated transcription. The transcript has 2 exons. The record is from RefSeq and is a predicted model, not a curated record. Lineage: Eukaryota; Viridiplantae; Streptophyta; Magnoliopsida; Asparagales; Asparagaceae. Gene Ontology annotation, molecular function: sequence-specific DNA binding; DNA-binding transcription factor activity.
UUAUACAUUCUCCUCCACUUCCAUCACAUCUUCUCUUCCUUUAAAUCCACCACCACCAUCUUCUUCUUCUUCACUGUCUAAUGGAGAAUUAUCCCUUAUUAUUCAACCCACAACUCUAUAACAACAACACUACAAGUGAGCUCGGGCAAGAGGUGAAGGAUAAUUAUCAUAAUAUUGAUGGUGGAAACAAAGAUAGCCUUGUUCUUGAGUCGAAUGGAUGCGAGGCAAGAAAGAAGAUGAAGGGGGAGAACAAGGAGAGGAGGGCUCGGUAUGCGUUUCAGACGAGGAGUCAGGUUGAUGUUCUUGAUGAUGGGUAUCGGUGGAGGAAGUAUGGACAGAAGGCAGUGAAGAACAAUAAGUUUCCAAGAAGCUAUUAUAGGUGCACUUAUCAAGGCUGCAAUGUGAAGAAGCAAGUUCAAAGGCUAUCAAAAGACGAAGGGGUUGUAGUAACGACUUACGAGGGAAUGCACACUCAUCCGAUAGAGAAAUCCAAUGACAACUUUGAACAUAUAUUGAACCAAAUGCAAAUUUACACUAGGUUUUGAGUAUAUGAUGUUUAUGCAGACGUCUAGCUAGAAAUAAUUUUGUACAAAGAAGUACUUUUUAUACAUAAACUACUUCCAAGCACAUGCAAUAAGCUAUGUUGUUAGCUGUGUCACUUGUUUAAUUCAUGCUUUAAGUAACACUUUUGCUUAUUGUUUGAUAAAGAUGCAAGUUUUUCUGUAAUCCGACUUUUGUAACAGAUUAUAAUCCAGUGACUAAAGUUGUUAAAUGUGCAAUAUAUAUAGUUUCAAGAAAUAUAUUGUUUGGUCUGUGAUCAUGUAUCCAAAUGAUCGCAUGCAUGAGGUUGUUAUUGGGCACUUUGAUCAGUGGAUGUUGCAAUAUACCGAGUAUGGUUUCCAUCGGAAUAAUCAUGCGCGUAGAUUGUUUUUACAAAAUAAAAUAGUUAGAUCAUGUUUGGCUACUACUUAUUUUUUAAAUCCUUAUAAGUUAUUUAUUAUUUUUUU